Zasmidium cellare ATCC 36951 is the source of this 1059-nucleotide messenger RNA. RefSeq lists its product as uncharacterized. The transcript is spliced from 3 exons. The coding region runs from base 1 to 1059 and encodes 352 amino acids. The record is from RefSeq and is a predicted model, not a curated record. Gene Ontology annotation, molecular function: catalytic activity; pyridoxal phosphate binding; molybdenum ion binding. NCBI's taxonomy places the organism in Eukaryota, Fungi, Ascomycota, Dothideomycetes, Mycosphaerellales, Mycosphaerellaceae.
AUGAAGAUCAAGCGACUCUUUAUAUACCCGGUCAAAUCGCUUCGCCCGGUCGAAGUCAACGCCGCAGAGAUAACAAACGAAGGGCUACGUUUCGACCGCCAGUAUGUCCUCGUCAAGUUACCGACAGCCGAGACUCAAGGGCUGGCCGAACACAUCACCAUCAAGAACCAUUUCGAACUUGGACUAUUCCAUACGAUGAUCGAUAAGGGAUGGUCGAAGUUGACGAUAACGCAUGUGCAUUCCGAGGAGAACAGCGCCAUCACUCUACCUCUCAGCCCUUCACCGAUGAGCCUCGUCAACAACGACGUCUUCCAAGUCAGCAUUUUCGGCACUAUGGCAGAUGGCAUCGACAUGGGACCCGAGUCCGCGAAAUUCUUCUCUUUUCACUUGAAGAAAGAAGUCCGCCUACUUUACAUCGGCGGAACCGGCCAGCGAGAGAUCCCUGGAGCCAUGUUCAUGCCCAAGCAGAAGUAUCGAGCUUUGUCUAUGCGAGUGAAUGAUAAGUUACAGCCCCAGCGCAUUCGAUUUGCGGAUGCUGCACCAUUGCUGGUGACUUCGAGUGCGUCAGAGGAAGAUGCACGCCGACGACUGCCACCAUCUGCCCGCGGGGAAGACGUCAUCGUGAGAUUCAGGCCGAACAUCCAUGUCGACGUUGGAGAUGAACAGGAGCCUUAUGAGGAGGAUAGCUGGACCAUGCUCACAGUUCGGUCAAAGUCUGACCCAACUCAAGAGGUCUCGAUUCGAUGUCUCUUCAGGACCGUGCGAUGUCUAAGCCUGAACGCCGACCUUGCGAAAGGCACCAUGAUCAAUACCAACCGACAGCUUUACGGGCUUCUCGCCAAAGACCGAAGAGUGAAUGAGCUGUUCCCUCAUAAACCCGUCUUCGGCCAAUACGCGUGCGCUGGACCGGCUGGAGCGGUCUUGCGUGUUGGUGACGAAGUCGAAGUCACAGAACGUAUCACUCGACCUGGGACACCGAGCGAGAGUUCCAUGUCUCCAGCUAUAACUCCCAUCGUCACGGAAGACAUACGAAGUUCGGCAGGACCUAUGACAGCGUGA